Molecule: messenger RNA, 970 nt
Organism: Drosophila elegans
Lineage: Eukaryota; Metazoa; Arthropoda; Insecta; Diptera; Drosophilidae
Product: accessory gland protein Acp29AB-like
Exons: 1
Coding region: 27-782 (251 amino acids)
Molecular function (GO): signaling receptor activity
Source: RefSeq, a predicted model, not a curated record
UUUCAGUCGCCUUCUUUAUCUGAUCUAUGUUAAAUCGCCUUUACUGUUUGGGAAGUAUUACAAAAAUGUUAAAGCUCGGAAUUGUUCUGAUCUAUAUUUUAAUUGCUGGAAGUCUAAAUGAUUCUAUGAGUCAUGCAAAUAAAUUUGAUUAUUCGGAGACCAACCAGGAUCGAUGGAACACCUGUAGGGAUGUGAUAGCAAACGACACGCUUGCAGGACAAGUGCAAAUAAAAAACCAGUUGGCCGAUUUGCAGGGAGAUGUUACCAAAGUGACAAACUUAAUACCACUGGACUUCAGCGAGAAAUUGGUUAGAAUGGAGACCCAUUUAACAGCGCUAGAAUCGAAACUGGAAACCAUAUUCAGCCAACUUACAGCCAUACAGGAAACACUAUCAAUGCCGCCGGGGUUCAUUCGAAUCGGUUCGAGAUAUUUUCAUAUAGAAGAGAACAUCAAGCAAAAUUGGUACACUGCUGCAUUGACCUGUCGUCAGAAGGGUGGACACUUAGCUUCCAUCAGAAACCAAGAAGAACUUGUCCUGAUAAGUGAAAAACUCGAGACGGAAACAUUUUACUGGCUUGGCAUCUUCGAACCAAUAAAAAGGGGCGAAUUUGCUACAGUACUUUCGAAUAAGACUGCACCUUUUCUAAAGUGGCAUCCCCAGGAACCCAAGUAUGUGGACAGUACAUUGCACUGCGUUCUUGUGAGAAAUUCAGUCAUGCAUGUGGAAAAUUGUAAAACGCCAUCAAAUCGUUUCAUUUGCCAAGCUGAUGACAAAAAUUAAUUUUAAAAGAAAGAAGAAAAUUUGGUAAACAUACUAUAUUAAGUGGCUAAAAUUAAAAUAAUGAAUAAAAAAUCAUCGUGGUAGACGUCUUAGAGUUGUGUAUAUGUAUAUCGUUUCCUCAUUAUAAGAUUUAAAACAUUUGAUAUAUUGGGCAAACUUUAAGACAGGCAAGUGAAUUAUUAUACUGU